AUGGCUGGACCACCAAAGAAGAAGCAGAAGCGCGAGGAGAAGCAGGAGGGCGAAUUACCUCAGAAGAAAUACUACCGCCAACGAGCACAUGCCAAUCCAUUCUCGGAUCAUGAUCUAACAUACCCGGAGUCUCCAAGUGCAAUGGAUUGGAGCCAGCACUAUCCAGCUUUCGUGCAGAAAAACACCUCAGACGAAAACACACAUCCUCAGUUGACCAAGAAUGUCACAGUCGCAGACAUCGGCUGCGGCUUCGGCGGUCUCCUCUUCGCCCUAUCUCCCAAAAUGCCCGACUCCCUGAUUCUCGGCAUGGAGAUCCGUACAUCCGUCACAUCGUUCGUCCAAGACAAAGCGAAAGCUCUCCGCGCACAGCACGCCUCCACAGGCGAGUAUCAAAACGUAUCGUGCAUACGCGCCAACACGAUGAAGUUUCUACCGAACUUCUUCACCAAAGGACAGCUCGAAGCGAUCUUCCUGUGCUUUCCGGAUCCGCACUUCAAGGCCCGCAAGCACAAGGCGCGGAUCGUUAGCACGACGCUGAACUCGGAGUAUGCGUAUGUGAUGAAGCCAGGUGGGAAGGUGUAUACGAUUACGGAUGUGGAGGAUUUGCAUUUGUGGAUGGUGGAGCAUUUGGAGGCGCAUCCGAGUUUUGAGAGGGUCGGUGAGGAGGAGUGCGGGCAGGAUGAGGGUGUGGCUACGAUGAAGACUGAGACUGAGGAGGGCAAGAAGGUCGAACGCAACUCGGGAAAGAAGUUUGUGGCGGUAUUCAGGCGGCUCGAUGAUCCGCCGUGGCCUUGA
Messenger RNA from Zymoseptoria tritici IPO323, 795 nucleotides. RefSeq lists its product as uncharacterized. Gene Ontology annotation, biological process: RNA (guanine-N7)-methylation; tRNA methylation. The coding region runs from base 1 to 795 and encodes 264 amino acids. NCBI's taxonomy places the organism in Eukaryota, Fungi, Ascomycota, Dothideomycetes, Mycosphaerellales, Mycosphaerellaceae. Gene Ontology annotation, cellular component: tRNA methyltransferase complex. Gene Ontology annotation, molecular function: tRNA (guanine(46)-N7)-methyltransferase activity. The transcript is spliced from 2 exons. The record is from RefSeq and is a predicted model, not a curated record.